This is a messenger RNA of Perkinsus marinus ATCC 50983, 156 nucleotides long. RefSeq lists its product as hypothetical. The record is from RefSeq and is a predicted model, not a curated record. The annotation marks the transcript as partial. The transcript has a single exon. NCBI's taxonomy places the organism in Eukaryota, Perkinsozoa, Perkinsida, Perkinsidae.
CCUCUAGUAUUAGAGGCUAGUCGUGGAUGGAGGAACAUAUGGUCCCGAGUGACUGCUUCCCAAGGAGGCCAAUAUAAGGCCUGCACGCAACGUCAUCAACUGCAAGGUGUUCGUCAAGGACGAUCUGUCGGACUGGGAUGCAGUGCAGAAGCUCGU